AUGGCCCCCCACGCCGACAGCCCUUCCGGCACCUCUGCCGCCACCCCCUCCAAGUACCACGCUGCCUCUACCGACGGCGCCAUCAAGACGGAGGAGGAGUACGCCGCGCACAACUAUCACCCUCUGCCUGUCGUCUUUGCGCGUGGUAGCGGCGUGCACGUCUGGGACCCCGAGGGCCGCCAGUACCUCGACUUCCUCUCUGCCUACUCCGCCGUCAACCAGGGCCACUGCCACCCCGAGCUCGUCAAGGCCCUUGCUGACCAGGCCGGCCGCCUGACCCUCUCGUCGCGUGCCUUCUACAACGAUGUCUUCCCCCGCUGGGCUGAGAAGGUCCGUGACGUCUUCGGCUACGACAUGGUCCUGCCCAUGAACACGGGCGCCGAGGCCGUCGAGACGGCCAUCAAGAUUGCCCGCAAGUGGGCCUACAAGGUCAAGGGCGUCGAGAAGGACAAGGCGCUCGUCUUCUCCGUCGAGGACAACUUCCACGGCCGCACCAUGACUGCCAUCUCCCUGUCCACCGACCCCGAGUCCCGCGACAACUACGGCCCCUACGUCCCCGGCAUCGGAGCCUUCAGCCCCUCCACCGGCAAGCCCAUCCGCUACAACAACAUUGCCGACCUGGAGGAGGUUCUCGAGGCCCACGGCAAGGAGACGGCCGCCUUCAUCGUUGAGCCCAUCCAGGGCGAGGCCGGUGUCGUCGUUCCCGAUGAGGGUUACCUCGCCGCCGUGUCCGCGCUCUGCAAGAAGCACAAUGUCCUCUUCAUUUGCGACGAGAUCCAGACCGGUAUCGGCCGCACCGGCCGCAUGCUCUGCUCGCAGUGGGCCGAGAUCAAGCCCGACAUGGUCACCCUCGGCAAGGCCAUCUCCGGCGGCAUGUAUCCCGUGUCGGCCGUCCUGUCCAGCCGCGAGGUCAUGCUCGUUGUCGAGCCUGGCACCCACGGCUCCACCUACGGCGGCAACCCCCUCGGCUGCGCCGUCUCCAUGCGCGCCCUUGAGAUCAUGGAGGAGGAGGACCUCACGGCCAAGGCCGAGAAGCUGGGCCACAUCUUCCGCGAUGGCAUCACCGCCUUCGGUUCGCCCAUCAUCAAGAUCGUCCGCGGCAAGGGUCUGCUGAACGCUGUCGUCAUUGACGAGUCGGCCGCCAACGGCCGCACGGCGUGGGACCUGUGCAUCCUACUCAAGGAGAAGGGCCUGCUUGCCAAGCCCACGCACGGCAACAUCAUCCGUUUUGCGCCUCCCCUCGUCAUCUCCGAGACUGACCUGCGCAAGGCCAUCGACACCAUCGGCGAGGCACUCAAGGAGCUGCCAAACGUCAAGAAGGCCGCCGGCCAUUAA
Verticillium nonalfalfae is the source of this 1335-nucleotide messenger RNA. RefSeq names its product ornithine aminotransferase (gene CAR2). Lineage: Eukaryota; Fungi; Ascomycota; Sordariomycetes; Glomerellales; Plectosphaerellaceae. The record is from RefSeq and is a predicted model, not a curated record. Gene Ontology annotation, cellular component: cytoplasm. The transcript is spliced from 2 exons. The coding region runs from base 1 to 1335 and encodes 444 amino acids. Gene Ontology annotation, molecular function: identical protein binding; pyridoxal phosphate binding; L-ornithine transaminase activity.